GAGGAAAAGAGGAGAAACCAUGGUAGGGCCGGACAGGUUGUACUCAGGUCAAAAUGGUGUCAGGUUUCUGCACCAGGGCCGUGGACAACUUUAGGAGAAGACGCUUAGAAAGGCGCGUAGUGGGGUCAUCUACGAGGACAUGUCUGAGACCUGGACAUCCCCGGGACUCAAAAGAGAGGAGAAAAACUCUCUGAAACCUCUUCCCUCCAUUUCGCUGUUAAAUCGCCAACAUGUCCUUGGCUUUCGAGUAGGUUCCUUGCACGUUUUGUUCUUCAUCAUUCUGUUGGACACAAAUACCCAGUCAGACUCUAGGAGCUGAUCGUUGUCGAAUUACUGGAGAUCACCGCCUCUUGCUCUGGUCCUUGAAACGCCUGCAAGAGGAAAUCGCAACACUGUUGAGUCCUGUGUAUGCAACGAAGCUACUCUUCACUGUUACGGCAAUCUCCGUUUCUGCACUAGCCGAUCCCCAUACGUAAUAAGCAGUUGUUUUGUCUCUAGUGUGCGGGUGCUUUACGGCUUCCAAUCUGUUUCUUCCGGUGAAGUAGAAUUGUUUACAAUAUCAUUAUGGAUUUCACAUCACCGGGGUUGAUGUUCGCGUCCUCCAGCUUUAUUCAGCCGCAUGUGCAAGUUCCCAAGAGAUUGGAUGACUGCCGCGUAAUCAGGUAUAUGAGCGGAGGGAGGUAACGGCGCGACUAGAGCUUCUAGAAUCGUUGCAAAAACGGGCUCGACUGAAUCAGAACAGCCGCCCGAUGCUGUCUUCGCAUUCAGUGGAGGUCAUAGCGAAGGGAACGUUUACUCGGACUCGAUCCUAUUCCUAUUCGAAGAACUUGUCGGUCCUUUGAGGAGCCAUAAGCAUGUGAGGCAAAAUACCUUGAUAUCGACCCUCUUCAAAAAGUAUGAUAUUGAACCCUUCUUAGACACUCAAGCACAGUGGCUGGGGGGGGGGGUGGGGGUGUGGGGUUCUUUACUUGCACGCUAUAGAACCGCCCUUCUAGAGGUUAGCAGCUUCAAGCGUAUACGAUAUCUUCUGGUAUGACUCAGAACAAAGGAGGAACGGAUCCAGACUUGCUCGUAGUUUCCUAUCCCUAGAAUCACACGAAGCAAGCAUACGGGAAGGUAACUGAUGUCUACAGAUUGACAUCCACGCGAUGACGGCUGCGCAUUCUGCCCGAAGCAGAGGUGCACUUAAUAGAUCGUCGUCGCUGCUGUGAAGAUAUCCCCCUUCACUCUAUCCGGUCGCGGGCUUACGCCAUCGACUUCGGACAUCCACCAAAAAUAGUUUUCGAGUGUCGGAAAGAAACUUUUUUUGUUAUUGGUGAGUGCUAGUGGUGGAGCUUGCCACCGCUUUUUAAAACCCAGCAAUCUCUUUGUGCUUUUUCAUCAAGAACGAUUGCGUCUAGGUUACGACGGUGCUGCGUGCUUCUGCUAACUUCGAAUGGAAAUCAAGCAUGCUUUCUAGGCCUCCUUACCGAUUCCGUGACAUCUCCAUUCUGAGGUAGCGAUCAAAACACACACCCAGUUUGUGUGUGAGUGGCAGGCGGCGUGGAGUUACGCAGGCAUCGUGAGUGACUAGCUCUGAUUAAUGGGAGCCAGAACUAGGCUAGUGGUGUUAUUCAAUCACUGGCAGCCUGUAACAAAGCGUAGAAGCACAGGCACCGGAUAUUAUCGAGGAAGUAGAUUGUGACACAUUUUUAAGUGUAAGUGAAGACGAGCUGCUGUAUGCUAUAACAGCUCACGCCCACCCGCAUGGAUUUUCUCGGAAAACAGAGUUUCGACGGUACCGAGGAAGAUAGAGACUUGGAUGGUGGUGCUAGAACUGGAGCCAGCCUUCGAGGUUCGUCAGAUGAUUUAUCAUCAGAGAGCAACACAACUUCUACUACUAACGCUCAGGAUCCAUCGUCCAAUGUUGCGAAGAAGCUUGGCAGCCGAGGGAAAGUUCGGCAAUACGUGCGCUCCAGAUUACCCAGGUUAAGGUGGACAGCGGACCUGCAUCGCUGCUUUGUGGUUGCCGUUGAGAGGCUCGGUGGACAAGAGAAGGCAACUCCAAAGAUGGUACUGCAGCUCAUGGAUGUGAAAGGUCUGACCAUCGCCCAUGUCAAAAGCCACCUUCAGAUGUACAGGAGUCUAAAGAACGAUGAAAGCGUUCAAUCUGAUCUGUGCAACUGGAGAGGGGGACAGUUACAGCAUCACAGUGAUCGUUGGCUUCAGUCCACUUUAGGGUAUAAUAGAAUUAGUAAACCGCUUAUCCUUGAGCAGUCAACGAAUAAACCUAAAGGCCUAAGCUCCGCAAAUGAGAUACUGGAGACGGAGUGGCAGAUGUACAAACAAGAGUCCGAUUCACGAAUAGCUUUGAUGAUGUUAAUGGAGGGACGUGCAGGAAAUCCAACUGUUGCGUCUCCCUCACCGACGGUUGAUUCCCGACCUCCUACCCAGCUAAUGAAGCAUCUAGAUGGUGCUGGUGAUGCUGGAAUAGACAGUCCAAGUCUUCGAGGCGACUGGCAUUAUCUAUUGGAGACCGACUUCAAGAAGCAGCAGGAAACGGACGAUGAUCAUUUUGGACAACCAUUUCCUGGAUCAGUUUCGAGGUCCCUGGAUAGUGCCUCAAAUUAUAAUAAAAUUUACAACAGAUUCAUAGGAAAUGCAGUCAACGAACGGUCACAUGACCUGUUCUGGCCAAAAGCGCAACGACCCUCAAAGCACAUUACAGUGGAUCGGUACAGAUACGAGCACGAUGACGAGAGCAACUGGAGACAAGAUGCUAACUCGACAGAGCCUGACAGUUUACUCUCACUAUCACACUUGCAUUCACGACCAAGCUUGUCCACAACGAGUCAGAAAAGUAUUAUCCUUAAUCAUCGAAGUACAUCUGUGGCGACGGAGCAAGUGUCUUUUGUUGAUUUUUUGUCGUCAUCCCAGAGCAGGAAUACUGAGCAAGUGGCUACCCCAGCGGAUGGGCUCGGGCUAGAUUUGACCAUGUCUACUGGAUCAGCUAUUGAGGAUCCAGAAGAAGUGUCAUUGAGUUUUCAGCGCAACAAAGUUGAGGAGCUGGACCUUAUGUUAGAUCUUACAAUGUCCACUAGAUGACAACAGUUGAGUGUAUAGAUGUACAACUUGAGUUUACCUGUGAUAUUGAUCCGUAAAUCUAUCCAGCUAGGUUUUUGUCAAUGAGCAUAAUGUUAGAAUUCGAAUUAUCCUAGUAUUCGCGGAUUAAUUGAUCUGCUGGAGUCGGAGAAUAAUCUUAAUCCUUUAUUAUGAUCAUUGAACAAGAACACACCGAGGUUGAUUCCGUAGGGAUGAAUCAGGCAUAGAACGGUUUCGCUAAAGUUUUGGAGAUGGGAUUCAGAAACCGAAGUCAACUGUUUAGAAAAGAUGAGUUAACGAUGUGACCCGGGUCAUUAAUCCAUUCGUAGUGUAUAUUACACUGUUAUAGAUCAUUUCCACGAGCAAUCUGCGGAGAGAAUUUUAAUUAGGGACUGGAAUGAGUGACUUGUUCACCAACCGUGCAUAACGUUAAGCGUCAGCUAUAGCUGGAUGAUUCAGCUUCUGUUUCAUGCGUCAA
Physcomitrium patens is the source of this 3559-nucleotide messenger RNA. RefSeq lists its product as uncharacterized. Gene Ontology annotation, molecular function: DNA-binding transcription factor activity; transcription cis-regulatory region binding. The record is from RefSeq and is a predicted model, not a curated record. Lineage: Eukaryota; Viridiplantae; Streptophyta; Bryopsida; Funariales; Funariaceae. Gene Ontology annotation, biological process: regulation of DNA-templated transcription; abaxial cell fate specification.